CUUCUCGGUAGAGAGAGAGAGAGAGAGAGAGAGAAAGAAGCAGCAGAAUGGAGCCUUGUUCAUGGCGGGCUCUCAUCUUGGUGUUCUUCCUGCUCCCGUUGCUGACCCAGGGAAGGACUCGACACUACAAGUUCAAUGUGGUGGCUAAGAACUUCACCCGGCUCUGCUCCCCCAAGUCCAUCAUCACCGUGAACGGCCGAUUCCCUGGGCCAACUCUGUACGCGAGAGAAGGCGACACGGUGAUCGUCAAGGUCGCCAACCACGUCCAGGAAAACGUUACCAUCCACUGGCACGGGGUUAGGCAGCUCACGACGGGCUGGGCUGACGGCCCAGCCUAUGUAACGCAGUGUCCGAUCCAACCGGGCCAGAACUACGCGUACAACUUCACCCUCACGGGCCAGCGCGGCACGCUGCUGUGGCACGCCCACAUCAUGUGGCAGAGAGCUACGGUCCAUGGCGCCAUCGUCAUCCUCCCCAAACGCGGCGUUCCCUAUCCCUUCCCCGCGCCUCACAAAGAAGUCGUCCUCGUCUUGGCGGAGUGGUGGAAAUCGGACGUUGAAGCCGUCAUAAACGAAGCUCUGCAGUCAGGUCUCGGUCCCAAUGUAUCCGAUGCCCACACCAUCAAUGGCCACGCGGGGCCUACCUCCGGUUGUGCUUCUUCCGCACGAGAUGGGUUCACGCUGCGAGUGGACCAACGCAAGACGUAUCUGCUCCGGAUCAUCAACGCGGCACUCAAUGACGACCUCUUCUUCAAGGUCGCCGGCCAUCUGAUGACCGUGGUCGAAGUGGACGCCACCUACACCAAGCCCUUCACGAUCGACACCCUGCUCAUCGCCCCUGGCCAGACCACCAACGUCCUCCUCACCGCCGACCAAGGCGCCGGCAGAUACCUGGUCACCGCCUCCCCGUUCAUGGACUCGCCGCUCGUCGCGGUGGAUAACAGCACGGGGACGGCCACGGUGCAGUACACCGACGCUGUCUCUACGUCUGCCAUCGCCACCACCAAGCUUCCUCCUCGGAACUCCACCUCCUUGGCGUCCCAAUUCAUCGACUCCCUCCGCAGCCUGAACUCGAAGCAGUAUCCUGCGAAUGUGCCGUCCACCGUGGAUCACUCUCUUCUCUUCACCGUGGGUCUCGGAGUGAACCCGUGCCCCGCCUGUACCAAUGGGAGCCGGGUGGUGGCGGCCAUGAACAACGUGACCUUCAUGAUGCCCACGACGGCGCUCCUCCAGGCGCAUUACUUCAACAUGAGUGGGGUGUUCACCAAUGACUUCCCCGGGCAGCCGCUCAUAGCCUUCAACUACACGGGUAGUGGCCCCAACAACACGCAGACCAUGAACGGCACGAGGCUCUAUCGCCUUCCUUAUAACGCAUCGGUGCAACUCGUUCUCCAGGACACCGGAAUCAUAGGACCGGAGAGCCACCCCAUCCAUCUACAUGGCUACAACUUCUUCGUGGUCGGAAGGGGCGUCGGCAAUUAUGACCCCGCAACAUCUCCCUCCAAGUUCAAUCUCGUCGACCCCAUCGAGAGGAACACCAUGGCCGUUCCCGCCGCCGGAUGGACCGCCAUAAGAUUCAGGGCGGAUAACCCAGGUGUUUGGUUUCUGCACUGCCAUUUCGAGGUGCACACAACAUGGGGGCUUAAAAUGGCGUUCGUCGUGGAAGAUGGCAAAGGACCAAACGAGUCCCUUCAGCCACCCCCCAAGGAUCUUCCAGCUUGUUAGGCAAGUAGCUUCCGUACGCUCUCUCUCCCCCUCUCUCGUGACCAAGGAAAGCUGCAUGUCCCGAUGACCACAGCGGCAAUUGUCAGGUUCCGAGCGAGAAGGGUUUCUUCUUUUUGUCGUAGUUGUUGUGUUUGCUAGUGUGACUACAUGUAUGUAUGCAUCUCUUGCACCUUUUUUAUUUUACUGUGGUAAUGUGUGUUAAGUAGUCAAUUUGUCUGUGGAUCCUCCCACCCUUUUGAUUGUAAUCCAGACAACUUGUGGAAUAAUAAUUCAAGUGCAACAAAAUGGCUUGUGCA
This is a messenger RNA of Musa acuminata subsp. malaccensis (wild Malaysian banana), 2020 nucleotides long. RefSeq names its product laccase-22. The record is from RefSeq and is a predicted model, not a curated record. NCBI's taxonomy places the organism in Eukaryota, Viridiplantae, Streptophyta, Magnoliopsida, Zingiberales, Musaceae. Gene Ontology annotation, cellular component: apoplast. Gene Ontology annotation, molecular function: hydroquinone:oxygen oxidoreductase activity; copper ion binding. Gene Ontology annotation, biological process: lignin catabolic process.